Messenger RNA from Chrysoperla carnea, 699 nucleotides. RefSeq names its product keratin, type I cytoskeletal 10-like. The coding region runs from base 72 to 572 and encodes 166 amino acids. The transcript is spliced from 2 exons. Lineage: Eukaryota; Metazoa; Arthropoda; Insecta; Neuroptera; Chrysopidae. The record is from RefSeq and is a predicted model, not a curated record.
CAAGUAUCUUUGGAAUUACUUUGUCUAUUUUGUUCUUAAUUAGUUUAGUGGAAAGUAAUUAACAGUCUAAAAUGAGUUUAAACAAAAUUUUAAGCUUAUGUGCUAUAAUAGUUUGUUUAAAGUUUGUGUUGUCUAGUCCUAUACCAGUGCCAGAAAAUGUUAUAACACAAUUGGUAGAAGUGGAAGCCGUUUCGCCAAUUCAAGCGGUUUCAAUUGAAUCUAAUCCAAACAAUAUUCCAAUUCGAAUUGCACGCCACUUGAACAGGUGGCGAGCAAGACACGGAGGCUGCCAUCUGUGUGGUGGCGGUGGCUACAGAGGUGUUGGUUUUAGCGGCGCACAAAGUUCCGCAUCAUCUGGUGGCGGUGCUUAUGGAGGUGGUGGUAUUAACGGCGCACAAAGUUUCGCUGGAUCAUCUGCAUCAGCUGGAUCUGGUGGAUAUGGAGGAAGUUCUCAAACACAAGCACAAUCCCAAUCUCAAACAGCUAGUUUUAAUAUUGGAUCAUUAUUUUCAGCGUCAAUUUCGUCUUCAUCCUCAUCUGCAUCCAGUCGUUCUGGAGGUGGAUGGUUUUAAUUACGAUGAGAAGUUAAUGUGAUUAUAGUUUAUUAUUAAAACGACUGAGGGAAUGGCUAAGUACAAUGUACAAGCCGUUUGUCCAUUAUUAAUUUUUUAAGAACAAUUUUAGUUUUUAACUUUAAAA